AUGGAGCCUGACGAUGGUCAUAACUCAUUGAAUCAAGAUAAUGGGAUUCCAAUCGUGUUAGAUCCGAACCUGAUUAACCUUCGGUCACGGGCAGCCUCUGCCACCGUUACUACGAAUGGUACAACAGCGGACAGCAGUGAGGACAGUGGGUCGCAGCAAUCGGUGUCAAGUGCUCCAAUUCAACAGAAUUCGGAGGAACAUUCUCUGGUUAGUAAUCCAUACGAGACCUAUGGCCGUAUGCCACUACAGAAACUGAUUCCGCUGAUCCUGCAGAUGCGUAAUGCAUCAAGCUUCUCUGAGCUGACCGAAGAGGAUCUGCUGCGCGAUAUUGAACGCGAAGAGAAGGGUAUCUUGACAACUGGGCUAGAUGUAGAAGGUGAUAUUGAGAUGGGAGAUGCCGAUGAGGAGUCAGACCUCAAGCCGCAAGAAAUUACAGAUGAUGACUCCAAUGCGCGCCUGAAACCGAACAACGAUAGUGCCAUCCCGCAGGAGGAGUUCAAUCAAAUGAAAAGAGAGGUUUUGGAGCAUAUCAAUUUGGCCUUGAACGAAUCUUCUCUAUCUCUCGAAUUUAUCUCGCUUUUGCUUUCCUCGGUGCGGCCCUCUGUCGGCGUAGGGUCUAUGUCGCCAUUUCUAAAACGGUCUGUCCCUACAGCAUCUUUGAACGCAGACAAGGUGGAAUUACCACCUAAGAAUAAGACGGAAACUCUCACACUUGCAGUUAUAAACAGGGGGUGGAAGCUACGGAGCCUAGAGGACUCCAAGGCUCUGCUUAAAGAAAACUACGCGAAACUGCAAAAGUCUCUCGAGGUAGAACAUGCUCAUUGGGCCAUGAUAUCUCAGCAUAUUAGCAGCACGGACGUUGUUUUUAAGAUGCGCGACCGCCAGACUGGUAAGAGGUCCUUGGCAGUCAAAUACGGCUAUGAAGAUUCAGGCUCAUUAUACAAGCAGGACCGCGGAGUGGCGGUAUUAAGACACAAUAUGGAUCUGAACAAGCUAGAACUCGUACCGAUCUCCAACUCUAAGGAGGAGGUCCACAUUACUGCUAAUUCUGUUGAGCGGUUUAUGAGGGUCCACAUAUACACCAAGAUCGAGGAAGAAGAUGAUUAUAUCCUGAGCGGCGAAAGCAGUAUUGAUGACCAAUCGUUGCUGCAACCAUGCCACGACGAUAUCAGUAGGCAGAUAGCUCGCUUGAAGUUUUUUAUAUUUGAGCGAGAACUAAUGUAUCAGUUGAAGAAAGAAGCGGUCAGUCUCAUGCCAUAUGGCGUGAACUUUGAAAAUGAAAACAAGGUUGUCUUAGAAUCGCCUGGAGAAAGAAUUGAGUUUGAGAUGGUCCCUCUAGACGAUAGUGCUUUGCUUAGUACCCAUGAGCCACGCAGGGUUAACGAUAAACGGGCCAAUAUAAUCCUGAUUCUUCUGCGCAUGCUGCUGGUAGUAAUCCACAAGAAACAGUUGCGCCGCGGCCUCAAGCCAGCAACUUCCAAGCAUAAAUAUAGAGCUGAUGGUGACCUUCUCCUAUUAAGACCUGUUUUGGGUAGAAUAAGGCAUAGAAACUACUUACAGGUGGUUAAAAGAGUUGUUACGGAGUGCGUCUUGAACAUUGUUCCUGGUUCGUCCAUCGAGCUGCUUCCACAACGAAGCGAGCCCGAUACGCUCCAUGCUCGUGAGGCGAACAUCGCUAGCCUAAACAAACAGAUAGGCCUAUUUGACAAGAUCCUCCGCAUGCCACGCAGCGAACUGCGUACCAGCCUCGGCGCAAAAGGCGUCAUAGAUCUGACCUUGAAGAGCAGCAACUAUUGCAAUGCGAUAAUCCAGGUCAUUUACGCAGACAGCGCUGGAAAAACGGUUUUUGAUACCGUUUUUACAGAACUUAAAGAGCUUGAGGAGUUCCUGCAUUUCAUUGUUAGCGAAUACGUAUUGUAA
Eremothecium gossypii ATCC 10895 is the source of this 1920-nucleotide messenger RNA. RefSeq names its product Srb4p (gene SRB4). The record is from RefSeq and is marked provisional. Gene Ontology annotation, cellular component: core mediator complex; mediator complex. Gene Ontology annotation, molecular function: transcription coregulator activity. The coding region runs from base 1 to 1920 and encodes 639 amino acids. Gene Ontology annotation, biological process: regulation of transcription by RNA polymerase II. The transcript has a single exon. Lineage: Eukaryota; Fungi; Ascomycota; Saccharomycetes; Saccharomycetales; Saccharomycetaceae.